This is a messenger RNA of Drosophila melanogaster (fruit fly), 1877 nucleotides long. RefSeq lists its product as uncharacterized. Lineage: Eukaryota; Metazoa; Arthropoda; Insecta; Diptera; Drosophilidae. The record is from RefSeq and is marked reviewed. Bases 49 to 387 code for a protein of 112 amino acids. The transcript has a single exon.
UCGACUAUAGUAAGAACUUUAGGUGAACAAGACAACGGAGACGGAACGAUGCGUAUUUACCACCUGAAUCUAUUAGUGCUAAGUGCCGGCCUACUGGUCCUGCUGGCCCAGUCGGGGACCACGGCCCCCCAGGCGGAUGAGGAUGUACAGCAACUGACUCUGGCGGAUGUAAAUCAGGCGGAGGAGCAGCAGGAGAUGCCGGCUGUUCGCCUGGCCAGACAAUUUGGAUUCGGCCGUGAAGGAUUCGGCAGAGGACGCGGCGGAUUCGGCGGAUUUGGCGGAAGGCGAGGCGGCGGUGGAUUCCGGAGACCCGGUUUCGGUGGCGGUGGAUUCGGCGGAUUCUACCCACCGCCACCGCCCUUCUUCGGCGGCCCCUUUUACGGCUAGGUGUUCUUAAUUUAAUGUGCAUAUAUAUAUGUGAUACGAUCAGACCAGGAUUAGCUACUAAUAUAUCAACACGAGCUGCUGCUCUCAUUAUCUUACCAAGUGCAGAACGAGUUUUUAUGUGGUAAGCACUCUUUUUUUUAUAUCCAUGACAAGAAGUGCUCAGCUGUAUUAAAUAUUAUGGGCGUUAAACGGAUGCGGUAUAUGAAUAUCUCUGGAAAUGUUCAUAAAAUAACAAGAGCACUUUAUCUUUGGCCAAGUUUAAAUAUUCAAUUUAUAACUCCUUUUAGAAAGACAAAUCUAGAUUUCUAAUGAUAAGUUGCAAACUGGCAGAGCUUUUAGUCAAAAUCAAAAGAAGUCUCUUCUGUAAUUAUCAAAACAAGUACUUGUUUACUCUGCUUAAGACGGAUAAUUCUCAUAAAUAGAGUUGCUUGCAUUUAAAAAAUGUUAUUUUUUUUUAAAUGGAAUUAAGAUGAGUACACUUCGUUGCUGCAUUGUUAUUCUUUUUGGAAUACUGAUUUUUGGAGUGGCAGUGGCUGAAAACAAUAAGUUUCAGGAUGAAAGGGAUGAACAUCAUUUUCAGCCCGAUGAAGUAAAAAGUUCAGAUGAAGCUAUAGAACGGAUACGACGUCAGAUUGGAGCUUUUGGAAUUGGCGCUGGAUUUUAUGGAGGAAGGCAUGUUGAUUCAAUCGGUAAUCCCUAUUAUGGGGCUCCAUAUGGAAAUUCCUACUUUGUUCAACCUUACUGGCAUUACUUCCAUGAUCGCAGAUUUGGAGCCAACUACGGUUUCGGUGGACAUUUCUAUGGUCGCUAGACAAAUUUUGUGCUCAACGUCAGUCGAUGUCGACUUAAUAAAGUUAAACAUUAAAAUAUAUAAGCACUGUGGCUAAAAAGGGUUGAUCGGAGGGGGUGGAUUUGCCCAAGGGCGAAGCUGAAAUUAUAAAAAUUUCAUUUCAAAUCACGUUGAGUGACAUGCAGACUGAGCACAGGACAAGAAAACUUAAUCAGCGAUGUUAACGAUGUCAGGCUGCGGGAAACAGGAUGUCAUUCUGUACCAUCAAAUGGCUCCAUUCCGGGUCGCGUACUCGUAUUUUAUUCCGUUCUCUACUUUCUUUAUCCUUAAUUUUCUUCUUUUUUUUCGUUUUAUUUUCUAAUUCAUAUGCGUUUCAAGUUUUAAUUACGUGGGAAAAAAGGCGAAUGAACAAACGAGCGGGUGCCAUCCAGGGACCAAAGCCAGGCAGGACCACGGCCAGGACUUCUUCUGGCUCCUUUUUGGCUUGACUGACAGACAGGAGCCGCAGCAGAAGAGCAGCUCAACAUGAAAAUAACAAAAUACGCCCAAUCAGACCAGCCAGAAAUGGAAACGAGACGAUACACACAGGGUAGAUAGACGACCAGACCUAGAGACAGACGGCUACUCGUACUACAGCUACAGCCACAAAAAAAGGCAAAAAAAUUAAGUAGCGAAAUCAGCGGGUGAAAUGAAAAAAAAA